Messenger RNA from Galendromus occidentalis (western predatory mite), 1624 nucleotides. Its product is annotated as transmembrane protein 248. The record is from RefSeq and is a predicted model, not a curated record. Lineage: Eukaryota; Metazoa; Arthropoda; Arachnida; Mesostigmata; Phytoseiidae. Bases 432 to 1439 code for a protein of 335 amino acids. The transcript is spliced from 5 exons.
ACUGCUCAGCUGAUUCGACAGAGAGCCGAAAUCGCCGAGUACGGGACACAUCGGACGGCAGGCAUGCCUGAGAGCUUUCUGUUCCCGAAUUCGAUUGCUCCCUGCGAUAGAGGGAUCGCCCUUCCUGAUUUCCGAUGCCGCGAAGAAAUUCCCGGUAAUCCGUCCGAAUUCCCGGCUACUGUGCCGAUUCUUGAGCUCCGGUUUCAUCUUCUUCUCCGACUCAUUGCAUUCUUGUAAUCGAACAUGGUCCCGACCGCGGCAGCUCCGUGAUUCUCAGGGUCGUUGGGUUCUCGCUUCUUGCUGUCACAUCGGGAAUAUGACGUCAAAAAGACACUCGGUGGCAUUCCGGCAGCUGCGACUUGAUACACAGGAUCGCAUCCCGUUAACAGAUGUUCUGAGCGGCUAAAUGCUUGACCCCGGGAACACACAUCAUGAACAAAAAACGUCGGAUCAACGCGACGAUGGUGUCUAGUCUGCUGAGUCCGUGGAUUUCUUCAAUUAAAGUCGUGCUCGGACUUCAGCCACCUGUUCUACUCUUUACCUUUUGCCUACUGGCUUUCGGGAUCUGCAUGUUGUCGAUGUCAACAGACCUCGAGAACCGCACCCUUCCCAAUCCCGACGUUGUUUUGGACUGGAACGAGUUCAUGUCGCGUCUGUCUAGGCUGCAUUAUUGUGUGAUGCCACCCACGCGGAGUGCAGCGCCCGUCGCAGCCCCUUCAAAAAAUGCGUCUACUACGGGGGAUCAGCCCAAAGUCCAGGUCGUCGAUGAAGGGAAAUCCUUGGCUGCUCUAUUGCCAGAUUUCGAUCUGCAUUUGGGUCGAGCGAAGAAUGGGUCACCCCCACAUCCGAAAGCAAACGUCACGGUGGCAGUAUCCAUAAGGGCGGCUUUCCACGAAGACAUACUGUCCGAGCCGAUGUCGUGGCACGCUGUCGCGACCGGUGAUAUGGUCGGGUGUCGCGGACCCUUGGCGAGAGAGAACUUUCAGCUGGUCAUGUUACUAUGGCCAGUACGCCCGGGAUCUCAAGAUAGAAUCGAUCCGCUGUCCCCCGGGAUGGUGAAUACCGAGGCGUGUAUCAUCAUACAGGGUCCGACUGAAAUACUGCCCAAGACGAGAGCACCUUCCCGCUGUUAUCUGAAUGCAUUGCCUCCUCAGGUGACUCGUGAGAUAAAACUGCAGAGGACAGCGGCCGACGUUCAGGGUAAAAAAGGCGACAUCUGCACGCUGGGCCGAUGGACGUCUUUCACGUAUAAACCGGACGCGGCUCUCCAAGUACUGCUGUCCCGAGCGGAUCUGCUGCUCGUCAAGGAGCGGCUCCGACGUUGCGGCAUAUUUUUGAUAGCGAUCUCCAUACUGAUCAUUCUCGGUGCUGUUUUGAGUUCCCAUUCGAGUCCUCGUCGGUACAUGCCCCACUUCGUCUAUCGAGCUCCUCAUUCCUGAAUGUGGUUUAUAGUUUCCUCCCGUCGCGACUAUUGCGAGCUGAUCUCGACACUUUUUUUCGUUAAUGGUUGAGCCGAGGCCAAAAAUUUUCUCCAUCGGAACGAACGAGCGAGAAAGCUGACUUUGUUUUUAUUAUUACUCCGUCGGAUGCGGAAAGAAAGUGUGAAUAAAAACUCCGUCCGCAG